UCUGGUAAUUUGGCAGCUACUACCCUGAGUUCGCGACCUCUCCGACAACCCGCGAUCCAUUCAACUCGACAAAUCACUCACGACAACUCCACACACCCCACGAGUCAAUAGUCACACAUCAGUCGCUAUGGAGAACGUCAAGGAGUUCGCUGAUAUGCCCGCUGAGUUCCUCAAGGAGGGUACUCUGUUCAUGAACCGCUGCACCAAGCCCGACAAGAAGGAGUUCAUCAGGAUAUCGCAAGCAGUAGGAAUCGGUUUCCUCAUUAUGGGCGUCAUCGGCUACGUUGUCAAGCUGGUGCACAUCCCCGUAAACAACAUCCUCGUCGGCGGCUCAUAGACGCUACUACGCCACAACACAUCGAUUCUCUUCCCUUUGCAUCUUCGACCACGACACCGGUCCGUUCAUCAUAUCAUCUUGUAUUAGGGGCAUUGGGAGUGGAAAGACCCGCCUUUACCUUGUGGGCUCCAUAGAGGACAUAUGGCAUACUCAAAAUGGCUGUACAGUACGGAGGUUGGGUCAGCGGGAGUUUGAUUAUAUCCAAAUUUAGGCAUGCGCAACAUUCA
Molecule: messenger RNA, 564 nt
Organism: Alternaria rosae
Lineage: Eukaryota; Fungi; Ascomycota; Dothideomycetes; Pleosporales; Pleosporaceae
Exons: 4
Coding region: 128-337 (69 amino acids)
Biological process (GO): protein targeting; post-translational protein targeting to membrane, translocation
Cellular component (GO): Ssh1 translocon complex; membrane
Molecular function (GO): transmembrane protein transporter activity
Source: RefSeq, a predicted model, not a curated record